UCAUCGCGAGGAAAGUAGUGAAGUGUGUGAUCGUCAACAAUUAACAAUGCUUUUUUCACAUUAAUUCAUCUGCGGCUGAAAGCUCAUGACGCACAGGUAACAUUCGAUACUUAUUUAUUCAUAUAUUCUGAUGCGAAAGUCAUCGGAAGGUUAGCAUGUAAGCUAAAGGUGGUAGAGACUACAAAUCUUGGCUGUUAAACAAAUCGUUUUUUAACGAUUGAUCUGGUCGAGCCUUAACAGACAGUAAAUAAAUGCGUGCAAGGAAAAAUAAAAAUGUGAGCUGCAUUUGAAAGACCGUGAAGCUGCUAUUGUAUACAUACAGAGAGAGAUAUAUGUAUAUGUUUGCGACAUCAGCCAGUGGAUCAAUGGCACACCAUUGAAAAUGGAGGACAUCUCUCCAAGUGUCGAAGUUCGUAAAGUGAUCUCCGAAUGUUAUCGGACAAUCACUUCGCCUUCUGAUAGUGAGAACAUUGUAACUGCUCUCCGAACACUUCACUCUUUCCUGGAUGAUGAAGCACGGGACACAAGCACAAACGCACCAUCGCCUUCACAGCGAGAGGAAUUCAAAAGAUGUCAUUAUACCAGAACACUCCAACUUCUGGUUGAAAACAUCCAGGCCGACUGGCGGCAUAGUCUCCCAGCAGGGCAGCGUGCAGAGUUGUGGGAUGGCCUCUUCCUGCGAGGACCUCCAGAGCAAAGCCUUCUGGUGUUAAUGGAGGGAAUAAGGAGACUGAGCCCAAGUACCAACCUGGAUCUCUUAGUCAGCAUAACAGAGAAAUUUCUUCAGAAUGGCCGUCUGUCUGAGCUGCUGUCGAUCUACUGUCUAGAGGCUGGUCCCUCUGACUCUCCACAGUUCAGGGAGACUCUUCUUGGGCGUAUAGUGGCGUUGCCAGACCUCACUGCCAAUAAGUUACACUGUGACAACAAGUUGCUGUUUCUGCCACAGCAGUAUUAUCCUCUGUUGGCUAUGUCUAUGCUCUCUGCUUUGGAACGAACAUGCAGAGCGCUUAAAGAUGGGACGAACUGCACACUGGAUUUUGUGGCUCGGCUUUUAGGAAAACUGUGUAUUCAAGGUCAUAGUGGUGUGGUCAUGGAGGUAAUGACUCCUAAACUUUCUGACUGUACACGCUCAGACAUGGUUUGGCAGAGGAUUUGUUGGAAGCUUUUGGAGAACGUCCCUCAGAGUUGUCUGGAAAGUGUGCUCACGGGACUGGUGCAGAAGGUCACAGGGCCUGAUGCUUUGGGUAGGAUCAUGGGUAAUCUUGUUGUAAAUAAUAAAAAGGCCCAAUUUGUCAUCACUCACAAGUUACUUUUACUACAGUUCAGGCUGGAGAAUCAAGUGCUGAGGACAAUUUUGGGGUAUCUUGCUGCAGAUAGGGAUCGAAGGCAGCUUCUUAUUCAGGUGUUGCGGUCUCUGUCCCAGACCUGGGCUAAUCCCAGUGCUGUGAAACACACUCCAGUGGAGCAGCAGUUUUAUGUCAGCAAGACUCUAUUAUUGUGUGUGAGUCUACUGAGUGACUCUGAGCUGCAGGAACUACGCUCAGAGCUUCUACAAUGUCUUUUGGGUGGCAUGCAUAGCCACUUGGAUAGCAGCGUUGUUCGCAUCAGACAUAUGGGGAUGAUCGUUGGUGAGUGCCUUAGCUCCCGGAUGGAUAUCGCUGGAGCCAAACUUAAGUUUGAGUAUGAACAAGAUGAGGAGACCCAGGAGCUGAUUUCCAUGAUGGACCCUGUUUGUGAAAACGAACCAGUGCUGGAAAAGGGAGAUGAUGUCCCUGUUACCAAUGGUAGUCCAUCUACUGAGAAACAAAUAUUCCCAUCAAAACCAAUACUCAUGAACAAUAAACCAGACUCAGACUUGGACAGUGAUGAUGAGUUGACUCCGUACGAUAUGUCCGAGGACAAGCAGCUAGAUCAAGCGUCCCCACCUCGCUAUCUACGAGACUGUCUGGAAACUUUGAUGUCGUCUGAGGAUCCGGAACGUGUAGAGCUUAGUUUGAGAGUGUCUGAGUCUCUGGUGAAGAGGAACGUGUUUGCAGUUAAAGAGAUCAGUGUCCAGCUUACCAAAGUUCUGCUUCACAUGGAAGAUAAAUACAGCAUCAAGGACUUCUUGGCACUGAGGCUGGGGGCCAUGGUGGCACUCACCGUGACUGACUGUGUGCCUGUGACUCAAUAUUUGACGACAGAGUUUUAUUCUUUGAACUACAGUCUUCGACAGCGACUGGACAUUUUAGAGAUUCUGUGUGUGGCAGCUGAGGAACUCUCUAAACCGACCACUGACCACAGAGAGCCCUCGGUGGCGCCUGUAACCUCCACAGACUUGACUGUGUCCUCUGAUAACACCAAUGUACCAUGGCAGCAGGUUGUUGAAAAGCGAGUUCAAAGCAAAACAAAAUACCUCAAAAAGGGGCCCACUCGUCCUCCAGCCAAAGCCUGCCCCAACAGAUAUGCACCUGUCGCUGGACACUUCUUCUUCCCUCUACUCAGGAAUUAUGACAAGCCUCAAGUGACCUUUGACAUGUUGGGCAGUGACCACUUGGUUCUUGGGAAACUGAUCCAUACGCUGGGUCACUUAAUGCAUCUCGCAGUCAAUGCACCAAUUGCCACACAGAUGGGACGUGCUCUGCUGGACUUUGUGUGGGCAGUUCGCUAUCACGUCGACCAGACGGUGAGGCGAGGCGUCGUAUUUGCCGUGUUCUCUGUGUUCUUCAGCAUGCCAACUGAAAACCUCAUGGCCGACCUUGGAGAACUAUUGUUUGAAACCAGAACCUGGUUAGCAGAUGUGGCUGAAGGAGAUGUUGAUGCAGAAUGCCGGAGUUUGGCGGUCCAGAGUCUGGUGUUUUUGGACAAGAACCUUAAAAACCAUCUUAUUAAUCCGAAAGCCCUGAAGUUUGAAUAGUAUAGACUCUUGUGAAACUGUGACGUGCAUAUUUUUAUUAAUUUCAAUGAACUCUUUGGGCAUCUUGGGGCCUAAAUUGGUCCUUUUUACUGGUUUGUGUUUGUCCAUGGGUGGCAGCCUUUACAUAUUAAACAUUAAAUGGCUGAAACGUGGCCAUAUAUCUCUAAACGUGUUGAUCUUUCAAGUGACUUAUCUUGUUAUUGCCAAGUCAUCAGUAACAUGGACAUCCACACCGAAUAUCUCUAAAACCUCCCAUCUCUUCUACUCACAUUACAAAACGACAGACUGUAAACCAAAUUUAUUUUAAUAUUUGAAGAUGAAACCUGACUGAAUCUAUUCAUGACUCCUUAAGUUAUAGUGAUAUCAAAAAGUUAUGUUUGUGUAUAAAAGUGUCAUCAAAAAAGUCAAUUUAAAAAGUUAAUCAAUGGCCAGCAUUCUCUUCCAUAUGCUUUUCCUCCGACACCAAUAUGAGAAUGCCUUAUCAGCUUUUCUCCCACUGGGUUUGAGAUUCAUUUUUGAAUUUUGCUGGACCAGUGUGCAUUCCCGCUGCUUAAUUUUAUAUCUCCCACUACGACGAGCCAAAACUACCAACUCUCACAGAAUUGGUGUUCCGUGCCACGCUUCCUAUUUGUCAUGCAUUUCUUGCCAAGUUAACUUUUAAAUUG
This is a messenger RNA of Synchiropus splendidus (mandarinfish), 3561 nucleotides long. It is a transcript of the gene telo2, whose product is annotated as TEL2, telomere maintenance 2, homolog (S. cerevisiae). NCBI's taxonomy places the organism in Eukaryota, Metazoa, Chordata, Actinopteri, Syngnathiformes, Callionymidae. The record is from RefSeq and is a predicted model, not a curated record. The transcript is spliced from 20 exons. Gene Ontology annotation, molecular function: telomeric repeat DNA binding; Hsp90 protein binding. Bases 383 to 2896 code for a protein of 837 amino acids. Gene Ontology annotation, biological process: protein stabilization; telomere maintenance via telomerase. Gene Ontology annotation, cellular component: cytosol.